AUGUCAUUCUUCAGCACUACGAUUCUCUUCAUAGUUACGAAACAUCUAUGUAAAGGUAGCUGUCACCGAGACCAGGUAAUUUGCAACCCCUCAUCCCCUUUACUAUUGCAGAUCCCAAAGCUUCUUCGCUUGCUGAGGCAAGUUUGCUUUUUUCUGCGUGUCCUUGUUAGCUGCUCUCACUUGAAGCAUUACCCUCGAAUUAAAACACAUCCAACUUUCCCGUCUCAAUCAUCCUUGUCAUCUCAAAAAUUGUUGUCGUCUUAUCAUUGUCUCUAUCACCAUUGGCAACGUAACAAUACUUCUGCAGUUUCACUACGUUUUCACGCUCUCCUACUCUGGACAAGUCUGGUGAACAUACGAGUCUUGUUCAACGCACUUUUCGAUCUCUCCUCCUUUCCAUUGGGAUCUCGUCAAUUGAGAUCUCCGUCACCUCAUAUUGCGCUCCUCAUUCUACCUUCCUUUCUCUUCUCUUUUACGACUUGCCCUCGACUAUCCUCCACAAUGUCGGGUCGUGGAAGUCGUGAUCUGCCGAUUCGGGGCCCCCGAGGGGGUGGUGGUCGUGGCCGUGGUCGUGGUGAUGACCGAGGCCGUGGAAGCGACCGAGGCCGGUCUGCUGUGUCGGAUAAUGACUCCAGGAUGUUUAAGGAUCAAAUCCCCAACCUCGAUGCCAGAAUGAUCAGUCAUGAAGACCAAUGCGUCGCCAGUUUCCUCGAAGAUAGGAAAGACCCGAAAUCCCGCGUCACUGAUGCCAAAGGCGUUGUCCUUGCUUACCGUCCCGGCUAUGGAACCUUGGGGCGCCCAUUGAACUACCGGGCGAACAUGUUUGUGAUGGACUUCCAACCCGGCAUGAAGGUGCAUUCCUACCGGCUGAAGUUCAGUCCGACGGAUAUCACCAGAGGCCAGCAGACAUUCGUGAUCAAGCACAUGCUUCGUCUGUAUGCUCCUUUUGUUGAGAAAGGCGCCCGCAUUGCCACCGAUGGUGCCACCGAAGUGGUGACUCUUGAUCCUCUGCCGGAGGACCGAGGGGUUCAUCGCGUUUCUAUGCCAAAGGGUAAUGGCAAUGACAACACUGGGCAGCGUCCUCAGCAUUCUCAACGUCCUCAACGCAGUCAACAGGGUCAAGGUGCACGUUGGACUGUCACCGUAGAACACAAAGAGUCUCAUCUCAUCAACGAUGUCCUCGGGGGCCUCCGUGAUCCCAGGUUCCGAAAGGUCGUCCCCAACAAGGAUGCCUCGGAUACUGAGGGCUCACAUGGGACAUAUGCUGAGACGAAUCUCGUGCGAAUGCUUAACAUCUUGAUGAGUACCUACCCGAACAGGACUCCUGGAACCUUCAUUGUUGGAAGGGGGCGCAACAAGGUCUUCCGGCUGGAUCAUGAAAAGCAGAGCCAUUAUCUAGGGGGUGGCAUCGAAGCUGUCCGUGGAUACUACUCAAGUGUUCGAUUGGCAGCAGGUCACAUAAUGCUCAACUUGAAUAUCAGCCACAGUGCAAUGUUCCGCCCCGGAUCACUCAUCAACAUGAUGGACGAGUUUAGGGCGCUAAACGGCGAAUCACGCGAGUUGUUGAACUCUUGGCUCUCCCGCUUGAAAGUUUACGCCCUUCAUCUUCCAAAAAGGGAAAACGGGGAUGGCAAGAUGGAAUUUCCUGUCAAGCAUAUCCUGGGCACCGCUAAGCCUGGGGAUGGGCAGGAGGACAAGCAUCCUCCCAGAGUGAAGAAUGUGGCAUCUUGCGCGGACAACGUCCAGUUCUGGUACGAGGACGGCGAUAACGAAGGGUACAUCACUGUGACUGAGUAUUUCCGCCGAAGGUACAACCGUCAACUCAAGUAUGGUGCUACUCAUCCUAUCGUGAAUGUCGGGAGCAGGAAAAGUGCCAGUUAUCUUCCAGCUGAGCUCUGUGAGAUUCUUCCUGGGCAGAUCUUUGGUGGGACGCAAACUGGCAGCAUGUCGUCGAACAUGAUCAGGUUCAGCUGCCGUCGUCCCCCUCAAAACUAUGACUCCAUCAUGAAAGAGGGGAUGGAGAUCAUGGGUAUCGAUAAUGACACGAAGACCGUCGGAAUCAAAUGUCGCAAGGAUAUGGCGAUGGUACCAGCGCGCAUCUUGAAUGCUCCAAAUCUCGUUUACGGGAAGAAAGUCAACAAACCCCAAAGGGGUCAGUGGAACCUGCAAGAGACAAAGUUCUGUGAAGGCGCAAACAUCAAGACUUGGACUUGCCUCACCGUGCGCAGGCGGGGAAAACAUACCUCAAACGUUGACAGCGAGAUGAACUUGAUGCAAUCAAAGCUGCGUGCCCAUGGAAUCAAUAUAGCACGCCCUGUGACGCCCUUCAUCUCUGUUGAUCUCGGGUACGACCACGCAGAGAACCGCGAUACACUGGAAAAGACCUUCAUCAGCUUGCAGAAAAACGAGGGAUACGAUCUGGUGAUUGUCAUUUUGCCAGACACCGAUGCUGCAAUCUUUGACUGGAUCAAGCUGCUCGGAGAUCUGCGGCUUGGGGUUCUAACCCACUGCAUGAUACUUGACAAAUUGAAGAAGCAACAGGGUCAGGAUCAAUACAUCAGCAACAAUGCCAUGAAGAUUAACCUCAAGAUGGGCGGUUGCAAUCAGUUCCUGGAACCAUCUGGCCUCAAAUUCAUCGCGCAAGGGAAGACUAUGGUUGUUGGGUUAGAUGUCACUCAUCCAGCAUCCGGAGAAGUCUGGAUGCCUAGUAUUGCCGGAAUUGUGGCCUCUAUUGACGGUCACAUGGGACAAUGGCCGGGUGAGGUUAGACCCCAGGAAUCCCGCAGCGAAGAGAUUGUCUGUCUUGAUAGUUUGUUGUUGGCGCGCCUCGAUCUUUGGAUCAAGCACAACAAAGCCCCUCCAUCAAACAUCAUCAUCUACCGUGAUGGUGUGAGCGAGGGUCAAUUCAUGAUGGUCCUCAAAGACGAGCUGCCCAGGGUUCGCCAGGCCGCUGCGGAUCUCAGUCGGUACCGCCCCGAAUACCACAAAUUCCAGGGUUACAGCCCCAAGGUCACUAUCAUUAUCUCUGGAAAACGCCACCAUGUGCGUUUCUAUCCGACCAAGACAGCAGAUGCCGAUAGAACCAGCAAUCCCAUCAAUGGAGCCAUUGUUGACCGUGUUGUCACUCGGCCCUUGUAUUGGGAAUUCUACCUACAGGCCCAAUCUCCUCUCCAGGGAUCCGCUCGUCCGGCUCACUACAUUGUCAUCCAUGAUGAGAUCUUCACUGACCCAAAGAUCAGUCCUGGCAAGCCAGCUGAUGUUGCCCAAGAACUAACCCAUAACAUCUGUUACAUGAUGGGCCGAGCUACACGCUCUGUCAGCUAUGCCACUCCUGCCUUUUUGGCUGACCGAUACUGUGAUCGUGCUCGCAAAUAUGUGGCAGCCAAGAAUGCGGUAGACCGAUACAAUGCCGAAUUGGAGAAGUCUGGGAAGUCAAAGCCAAAGUCCAAGGACCAGAAGGCCAAGGACCAGAAGGACAAGAGCAAUGAGUCAAUGGUCAUGGCAGUGCACUCGCACUUCCCCAACAGUAUGGUUUACAUCUAA
Molecule: messenger RNA, 3543 nt
Organism: Penicillium salamii
Lineage: Eukaryota; Fungi; Ascomycota; Eurotiomycetes; Eurotiales; Aspergillaceae
Source: the annotation of a GenBank genome assembly